UCGACGCGAAGUAAGGCAGAGAAGAGGGAAUAGAAAAGGAAGAAAAGUAAAAAGAGAGCGGGAGAGGGGGCGAGUGAGAAGGAGGAAGUAUAAUUCUGGGUUCGUGAUACUCUGAAGAAGGCUGCUGCGUCGAAAAGAGAAGCAAAUCGAAGCUAUACGAUGGGUCGCCAAGCUGUUGCCAAGCUUAUAGGAUCGGCCAUUAAUCGCAAAAUUUCUUCAUCUUCAUCAUCAUCUGUGUUUUCGCGGGCGGCGUCGCAGAUUCGGCAUUACGCAGCUGCUCCUCCGCCUCCGCCGGCAGUUUUCGUUGAUAAGAACACUCGCGUCAUAUGUCAAGGGAUCACCGGUAAAAACGGUACCUUUCAUACAGAGCAGGCCAUCGAAUAUGGCACCAAAAUGGUUGGUGGUGUUACGCCGAAGAAGGGUGGAACAGAACACUUGGGCCUUCCUGUUUUUAACACAGUUGCUGAUGCUAAAGCUGAAACAAAGGCCAAUGCAUCAGUAAUUUACGUCCCCCCGCCAUUUGCUGCAGCAGCAAUAUUGGAGGCGAUGGAAGCUGAGCUAGAUCUCGUUGUUUGUAUAACGGAAGGGAUCCCACAGCAUGACAUGGUGCGAGUUAAGGCUGCUUUAAACAGGCAAUCCAAAACUAGAUUGAUUGGCCCUAAUUGCCCUGGCAUUAUCAAGCCUGGAGAAUGUAAAAUUGGAAUUAUGCCUGGAUAUAUCCACAAACCUGGGCGCAUUGGCAUUGUGUCACGAUCUGGUACCUUGACCUAUGAGGCGGUUUUUCAAACAACUGCCGUUGGCCUUGGACAAUCCACAUGCGUAGGCAUUGGAGGGGAUCCCUUUAAUGGGACUAACUUUGUUGAUUGCAUCGAGAAGUUUCUUGCUGAUCCUCAGACAGAAGGUAUUGUUCUAAUUGGAGAAAUAGGUGGGACUGCUGAAGAAGAUGCUGCUGCUUUGAUAAAGGAAAGUGGGACUGAGAAGCCUAUUGUUGCAUUCAUUGCUGGCUUAACUGCUCCUCCAGGCCGUCGCAUGGGUCAUGCCGGUGCCAUUGUUUCAGGUGGAAAAGGUACAGCCCAAGACAAAAUCAAGACUCUACGAGAAGCUGGAGUAACAGUGGUGGAGUCACCUGCGAAAAUUGGCGUUACGAUGCUCGAUGUUUUCAAACAGAGAGGACUCGUUAGUUAAACCGAAAACAACAGAUUUCAGAGUUCCACAUUUCCAUGUUGGCACAAAACUUGGAGUUCCUACUUCCACCUAAAAUGGUGUAAAAUUUUCAAUAAGGUACCCAACUUUUCGCUGUUGACAGUUUUUGAGGCGUUCAAUGUCUGUGAGUUUUAGAGCCUCUAACUGCUGGAGAUUCAUUUUAAAAACUCACCUAUAGAGAUACUUAGUUUUAGAUUCAAUUUUCGGUUUUAUAUCAAGUUAUUAUACCAUCGGCAUCGUUUGACCCCUA
Messenger RNA from Cucurbita moschata (crookneck pumpkin), 1453 nucleotides. Its product is annotated as succinate--CoA ligase [ADP-forming] subunit alpha-2, mitochondrial. Gene Ontology annotation, biological process: tricarboxylic acid cycle. Bases 160 to 1185 code for a protein of 341 amino acids. The record is from RefSeq and is a predicted model, not a curated record. NCBI's taxonomy places the organism in Eukaryota, Viridiplantae, Streptophyta, Magnoliopsida, Cucurbitales, Cucurbitaceae. The transcript has 7 exons. Gene Ontology annotation, molecular function: succinate-CoA ligase (GDP-forming) activity; succinate-CoA ligase (ADP-forming) activity. Gene Ontology annotation, cellular component: succinate-CoA ligase complex (ADP-forming); mitochondrion.